AAUCACCUGCACCCACUUGUGUGUCCAUGAAGAGUGACCGGUCAAAUGAUCGCCCCAUCAACUUUCAAAAUGAAGAUGUUCCAGAUGCAUCAAGGCAAGUCCAUUAAACAGACUCAUGUCAAGGGUAUGCUAGGAAGGGUAUGUUAGGAAGUCAACAAAAAUUGAAUUUAAAGUGUCACAACCAGAUAUUUGGUCAAGAAACAAAGAAACUCGUAGAGAAUUCUAAGUGGCUCAUUGGUGUGCUCAUGGGUGCUUUUAUUAAUGCAAAAGAUGUGAAGUAUAUAAUUUGCAAUGACAUCAGACUAAAAACCCCAAAAGAUCAACUUCCAAAUGAUUUCUGAAAUAAUUACAACAUAGAACAGACAGAACAAGUGCAGAUCCAGAAUCCUACAGACACGGAAAAAACAUCUAGAGACAUUUAACAUCAUACGCUACUGAAAGGCACAUGAUGCAGGUUUCAUACGCUACUGAAUAGCACUUGAUGAUGCAGGUUUCAUACACUACUGAAAGGCAGGUGAUGCAGGUUUUGUCUUUUGUUUUCUUAAGCUACUCGGUCUAUUCCUGUUUCCCUCUGUUUCACGAGGUUUCUGAUGUAGGCUGGAAAUAUAAGACCAGCUUUUACAGCACAAUGUUGCCAAAGUACAGUAGCCGAGUAGUUUCUAUCAGGGUCAACUGUGCUUUUGUUGAUGUUUAAAGGUUAGCUCCCUAGUUAAAGACAAUACUCUUCACUUUGAUUUUUCAUCCCCAGAAGCAAGAUGGAGGAAUGUAAACCAGAUGCUGUCAGUGACCAGUUCACCCAGAGUCAACAUGGGGAUCUGAAGCACAUAUUCCAGGUGUUAGAGGAGAAGAUCUUAACCUUUGUGAAGAAUGAGCUGAAAAGAUUCAAGAGGAUGCUGAGUCCAGAUUACCAAGAGAACUUUGAGAGUAAAGAGGAGGAUGAGAGUGAAGCCAGAGAAGGGGCUCUGAAGAUGGCACUGCACUUCCUUAGGAAUAUGAAGCUGAAAGAUCUCGCUGACAAACUGCAAGAAAAUGAGCUGGACGUAGUUUGUCAAACUGAGCUGAAAAGAAAUCUCAAGAACAAGUACAAGAGUCUUUGUGAAGGAAUACGUAAGCAAGGAAGCUCUGCUCUUCUAGAAAAGAUCUACACAGAGGUCUACAUCACAGAGGGAGGAAGUGGAAAAGUAAAUGAAGAGCAUGAAGUCAGACAGAUUGAGUCAAGAUCCAAGAGACCAGCUGGACAGGAGACAUCAAUCAGAUGCAGUGACAUCUUUAAACCCUUACCUGGCCAAGACAAACCAAUCAGAAGUGUUGUCACAAAAGGAGUUGCUGGCAUUGGUAAAACUGUCUCAGUUCAGAAGUUCAUCCUGGACUGGGCAGAGGGAAAAGAAAACCAGGAUAUCCACUUCAUAUUUCCACUGCUUUUUCGAGAGCUGAACCUCAUGAGAGAAAAACAGCUCUCUUUGAUGGAUCUCCUCCACCACUUCUUCACAGAAAUAAAGCAGUUAACCUCUCUCAGCCAAGGGAAGUACAAAGCGUUGUUAAUCUGCGAUGGUCUGGAUGAAUGUCGACACCAACUAGACUUUCAGAAAAAUCAAAGUUUGACUGAUGUGACAGAGGUCACCUCAUUGGACGUACUCCUGACAAAUGUCAUCAAGGGUAAUCUACUCCCUUCUGCUUUACUUUGGAUUACCUCUCGACCAGCCGCAGCCAAUCAAAUCCCGCCUGAUUGUGUUGACCGGGUCACAGAGGUACAAGGGUUCAAUGACCCACAGAAGGAGGAGUACUUCAGGAAGAGGAUCAGUGAUCAGAAUCUUGCCAGCGAAGUCAUCUCUCACAUCAAAUUAUCAAGGAGCCUCCACAUAAUGUGCCACAUACCAGUGUUCUGCUGGAUUGCUGCUACUGUUCUUGGGGUAAUUCUUGGCUCUUCAGGAGGUGGACAGAUUCCAAAGACUUUGACAGAGAUGUACACAUAUUUCCUUAUUUUUCAAACCAAACAGAGCAACCUAAAGUUUGAAAAUGUGCAGAACCUUGAUCCACAGUGGAACGAAGAAGUUAUCCUUGGUCUUGGAAAGUUGGCAUAUGAACAGUUAGAGAAGGGUAAUCUGAUUUUUUAUGAAGAAGACUUAAAAGAGUCUGGCAUUGAUGUCAGAGAGGCAGCAGUAUGCUCUGGCAUCUGCACCCAGAUCUUUCGAGAAGAAUCAGAGCUUUAUCAAGAUAAAGUGUUCUGCUUCGUGCAUUUAAGUGUCCAGGAGUAUCUUGCAGCUUUGUAUGUGUUUCUGAUUAUGGAAAUGGGAAGGAAUGACAUAAUAUCCAGACACCAAGCUCCUGGAAUAUUCAUUCAGCCCAUGAUCAUCUUACAGAAGAGUGCUGUGGACAAAGCUUUGGAGCAUGAAGAUGGACGCUUUGACCUAUUCCUCCGUUUCCUUCUUGGCCUCUCUCUGGAGUCUAACCAGACUCUCCUGCAUGGCCUAAUACAGAGAGGACAAAAUCAGAUGGGCAAUGAAGAAACAAUCAGUUACAUUAAGGAAAAGAUCAGGGAGGGGUCUUCAUCAGAAAGGGUCAUCAACCUCUUCCACUGUCUGCAUGAACUCAAUGAUCACUCCUUAGUGGAAGAGGUCCAGAGGUUGCUGAGUGCUGGGACACUUUCUGGAGCUGAACUCUCACCUGCCCAGUGGUCAGCUCUAGUGUUUGUGCUGCUGACAUCAGAACAGAAGCUGGAUGAGUUUGACUUGAAGAAGUACAUCAGAUCUGAUGAAGGUCUCCUAAGGCUGCAGCCAGUAGUGGAGGAAUCUCAAAAGGCUCAGCUCAAUAGCUGUGGGCUCACUGAAAGGAGCUGUACAGCACUGGCAUGUAUCCUUAGCAAACCAUCUUCAAAACUGAAAAAUGUGGAUCUCAGUGACAACAGUUUUGGAGAUAUUGGGGUUCAAGAACUCUGUAGUGGACUAAAGAACCCAAACUGUGCACUGGAGACACUCAGCCUGUCAAACUGCAGUAUUACAGAGGAA
This is a messenger RNA of Clupea harengus (Atlantic herring), 3005 nucleotides long. RefSeq names its product NLR family CARD domain-containing protein 3-like. Gene Ontology annotation, molecular function: protein binding. The record is from RefSeq and is a predicted model, not a curated record. The transcript is spliced from 5 exons. Lineage: Eukaryota; Metazoa; Chordata; Actinopteri; Clupeiformes; Clupeidae. The annotation marks the transcript as partial.